GAUAAUUCUUGAUCGCUUCUUGGCUUUCCGGUUGACAAAGUUGUGCUCAGGAUGCAGCUUCUCGAUCCAGCUCGAUGUUUAUGCUAGCACCCCGUAUCUGAUGCAACACGUCAGGAUAGCCUUGGUCCAUUCGAUAUUCGCUACUACAGCUAUACGCCAUACUCUCAAUACCUGUAGGAGGACAUCACCGAGCAUCAUGGCCGGAGCCGAUAUCAAACCGAAACGAUCUAGCUCGACGACUGUGAAGAGCGAAUCCAAGCCAUUCCAUUCCUCGGACAAGACGAUCGAUUCAACAGCAACAGAUGAAAAGCCCAAGCCUUCGAAAGUGAAAAAGCCAAAGCUUGAUGUCGCUCGUGCAGCGGCAAAAACCGAUGGAAAGGCAAAAGCUCUAGGCGUCGGCGGGCUCGCUUCCUUAUUACAGGCAUCAUCUCCCGAGGCAAGCUCCUCCCGAACACCGGUCGAGAAACCGAAAAAGACGUCCAAGAAAACGGAGGGUUCUAAAACAAAAUCAAAAGAUGUGAAGAAGUCCAAAGGCAAAGAGCAGGAGGUUGAGGAAGGGGACGAGAAUGUUGAGCAGGAUCGGGGCAUGAUGCUCCAAUGGGCAAGUCAGGCGAUCGCUACGUCAAAGACGGGCAUCUCGCUCGAGGAGAUCAAGGAGGAGGAGUUGGAAGCCAAGAAGGAGAAGGUCGCAAAGAAGCAAACACAAACGGGAUCGGUGGAUCAGGGUCAGAAAGCUGUUGGGGCGAGCGCUGCGAAGGAUUUCACCCGCUCGAACGAUCGCCAGGGGAAGGCAUCUACAAUCCGUCCGGUGCCCGGUGAUGAUGCCCUAACCGUGAUCGAUCUCCCUGCGGAGAAAGACACGGCAUUGCGGAGAGAGCUCAGGGACAUGGUCUCCGGUCUGACAAAGUACGAGAGAGAAAGCCAAAAAGUGCCAGGAAAUUAGUACGUAUCACCUUUCAUAUGGAGAUGUACGUCGUACGUCGGGAUGCUCACAAGUCUCCUCUGCCGCACUUAGCCUUGCUAUCGAUUGCGAGAUGGUAGGCCUAGGUCACAACGGCAUGGAAUCCUGUCUGGCCCGAGUCUCGAUCGUCAACUAUCACGGCUAUAUCGUCUUAGACACCUUUGUCCGUCCGAAAGAGAGGGUGACCGACUGGAGGACUUGGGUCUCGGGUGUGAGGCCAAAGGACAUGAACAAUGCCAGACAUUUC
Filobasidium floriforme is the source of this 1208-nucleotide messenger RNA. RefSeq lists its product as uncharacterized. The coding region runs from base 101 to 943 and encodes 280 amino acids. The transcript is spliced from 2 exons. NCBI's taxonomy places the organism in Eukaryota, Fungi, Basidiomycota, Tremellomycetes, Filobasidiales, Filobasidiaceae. The record is from RefSeq and is a predicted model, not a curated record.